Messenger RNA from Linum tenue, 303 nucleotides. The record is from the annotation of a GenBank genome assembly. Lineage: Eukaryota; Viridiplantae; Streptophyta; Magnoliopsida; Malpighiales; Linaceae.
AUGAAGAAACCCAGCGUUGUUGAGGUUCUAAUCUUGGUGAUGAUGGCGGCCCUCCUUUCUCUCACGGCAGCAAUAUCUGCGGUAGCUGAAGGCGACGACGGGAACGGCGACGGCCGUGGAGGCGGCGGCGGCAGUGCUGCUGCUGUUUCCACCUUCACCAACACGUCACCUUCGCCAGGUCAUUCUUGGGAUGCCGAUCGCCCUCCGUUUCCGGAUCCUGUGAUUUGUAUCUGUUUGCUGAUUAAUAUGCUGAAUAUCGCGUUGAAGCUUUGGAAGUCAUACGUGCUAGGCGAGUUGUUCUGA